AUGGAUGUUCUCUAUUCAUUAAUAGGAGUUGAAGGACUUGACCUUCUAGCGCAAGAUGAAAUUUUUACAAACAUUCUCAAUUUUGUGUUUACCGAUAAUGAUUCAAUUAAUGAAUCAAUACUAAAUCGAUUUUGUAAUUCAAUAUUACCUCGAAUUCAAAACAAUGUUAAAUGUCUUGUUUUGGAAACAACAAUGAUAGAUCGUAUUUUGCGUGCUGGUAUUUAUCCAAAUCUGACUCAAUUGAAAAUAUUUAAAUUUCAUGCAAAUACUUUUUCACAUUUUUGUACAGAUGAAUUACUUUUCCGAUACAACUUCAAAAAACAAAUUACAGAUCUUACACUACUCAAUGAUUACGUUGGUAAAGUAGGAAUUAUAGAUGAAACAACAAAUGUAUAUAUAAAAUUGCUUGAUUUUUUUGAAAAUCUUAACUAUUUGAGUUGUAUUGGAUCAUAUGUUAAUGGAAAUCCAGUUUUAUCAUUUAUUAAUUUACCAUCAACUACUUUUGUUUCUUCAAAUCUAACUAAAUUAUGUGUUACUGUGGACAGUUUCGAAGAUUGUCUUUGUUUACUUGAUGGUCAUCUCAAUCAAUUAUCAACAUUUAUUGUUAUUAUUGUUAAUGUCAAAGAUAAUUCAUCGAUGGGAUUCAACUCAAAUGAUCUACCUAAUUUGAAAUGUUUCUCAUUGAAGUAUGAAUCUUUAACCAAUGAAUAUGAUAAUCAAGUUAUACCUCUUCUUCGUCGAAUGUGUAAUCUUCAAGAUUUAACAUUAUAUAUUCAAAUCGACGAACGAAAUAGAUUUGUCGAUGGUAUUCAACUUGAAAAUGAUGUUCUUAUUUAUUUAUCAAAACUUCAAACAUUCGUUUUUUAUAUCUGUGCUUUUACUAGUACCAAUCAUCCUGUUACUUCAUCGAAUGAUAAUAUUCAACGAACUUUUACUAAUGUAAAAUUUGGACAAAUUGGUUGUAGCAUCAAUUAUAUCAAUGAAUCUCAUAUCAGAUAUCAUGUUUUCUCACUCCCGUUUAUAUUUAAUCGUAUAGGACCUAUUGGCAAUAGCUUUACGAAUACGAUAUUCAAGAAUAUUACUUGUUUAGGUGUGCAUGACGGGAUUCCAUUUGAACAUGAAUUUUUUGUUCGGCUGGCUCAAUGUUUUCCAUUAUUGACAUCUUUAAUUAUUUUAAAUCGUAGAGCACAGUCAACAGAUUCAAAUAAAUCUGAAUAUGACAAUCAUGGACCAUUUGAGGUUGCUCAAUAUUUUCAUCUCACAUCACUUGACUUUGGCCAUACACAUAUUGACUAUGUUGAGCAAAUGUUGAAUGAAUCAAAAACACGUUUGCCUUGUCUGACAGAAUUACGGAUUAAUUAUGAUCAAUUGAAAACUGUAACAAAUAACUUUACAAGAGAUGCAACGAGACUUAAUUGUAUCAAUGUCGAAGAAUUAGAUUUUUACAGUCUUAACAAUGAUGACAAUAGUGAUGAUCACUCAAUAGAAGCACAAUCAAAAGACUUUCAUGCUUAUUUUCCUUUGUCGAAACUUUGA
Rotaria sordida is the source of this 1536-nucleotide messenger RNA. NCBI's taxonomy places the organism in Eukaryota, Metazoa, Rotifera, Eurotatoria, Philodinida, Philodinidae. The record is from the annotation of a GenBank genome assembly.